GUUCUAUUCCUGGCUCUGCCAGGCUCCGUGUCACCCCCUGGGCAAGUUACAGCCCCUUGCUAUGCCUCAGUUUCCCCUUCUGGAAAAUGAGGAUAAUCCUGAUCUGCCUCUCGGGGCUGUGAGGCUCAGGCCAGGUCCACACGAGAAAUGUUUGCUGAUCUAGCCGUGUCAGCUGGGCGGUGGCUGGUUUUUGUAUGGCAUUUCUAAACUGUCCAAGAUCCCAGUGCAGGCGCGGUUCUACUGGCACAAAAGUGCUUUGGUGGAUACAGAUUAUGUCGCUCAGGGAACCAGUAUAAGCUAUACCAGCAGAAGCACUCUUUUGCUGGUAUAAUCUGUGUCUUCACUUGGAGAGCUUACCAGUAUAACCCUGCCAGCAAAGCUUUCUAGUGUAGCCCUGGCCUCAGCGCCACCUGUGUCUGUGUUAGUGACCCUUCGCACUUCCCUACCACUUUGCAAGCCUUCAUUAGUUCUGAGAGGAGACCAGUCAGCAUCAAUUUCCAGAUGGGGAAACUGAGGCACAACGUGGGGCUGUGGCUCUCCCAGGGAGUGAGUGGCAGAGCCAGGAAUAGUUGAGUCACUCAACAGGCUCCCCCCUGCAUAGGUGUUUCUGUAGUACCCACGGGGUCUGCGACCCACAGGGGUUUGGCGGGGGGAUGGUUAUCAGACCGUCGGGCUGCUAGCUGGUUGAUGCUAAUUCCCCAGCUUCCUCUCUCCCCAGAGCCUUCCAGAUUCCCUGGCCAGUGCGUUCAUGGGUCGUGCCCUCCCUGGAGUACCGCUGGUCACUUGGGUGACUGUCUCCAUAUGCAGGAGUGGGGGUCGAGGGAUGUCCUGCUCAGCUGGGAGAUGAGGUCUCCUGCACACCCCCCUCCCCAGUCAAAGAGAAGUCGGCCCCGUAUCCGAAGGGAUGUUGCUCUGCAGACUCGGCACAUGGGGAGGGAGCUGCCUGGGCCACUCUCCUCCCUCCUGAGCUAGUCGGUUAGAUCUGCUUUGGGGUCGCUUUUCUGUAUGGUCCCCCUCCCUCAGCGGUAUCCGAGAGCUGGGGGGAGGGGAUGAUCGUGCCAACCAGGGUGAAACUGCCUAGUGCUCUGGGAACAACCGUCCAUCUCCCUGCUGACUGCGUGUGUGUGUGUCCGUCCGUCCGUCUGUCCAAGCCUGGGGAUAGUUACUCCUGAACUGUUUCUGCCUCAUUGCCCUGGUCUGUCCCAAAGGCUCGCCCUUAGUCCAGGAAAAGUCCCUGCUACCCUGGACGCCAGAGUGGAAGUUCCAGCUGAAAAUCUGCUAGCUCCUGACAGCUGCCAACUCGGGUUUGGGAGAGAGCAACAGGUCUGCUCCCUCCAGCAGGGCCCAGCGAAAGGGCUCACUGGAAUUUCCAUGGGCACAGGCCGACGGCUCCCCGGGGUUUCCCAGGCCUGUCUAGGUGGGAGCUGGCUCCCUCUUGCCUUUGCCCUGCGGCCCAUACAGGCUGUAUCGCUCCAGGCAGCUGCUCUGGAUUUAGUUUCCUGGAAGCCGGGCGGGUGGGAAGCGUUUGCUGAACUCUUCCCGCUCUGGAUGCAGCAUCUGUGCUCGGGGCCAGAUACUGGGCCUGGGGGAGUGCAGGGGAGGGGCUGCUUUUCUUUUUCAAUGAAUGGACUGUGCAGUUGGAACAGCUGGGGGCUGGUAUUCAUUCCCCUGCUGGCCUCCAAGGAGAUGCAGAGACCCAGGGAGAUGAGAUCCCUCCCCCCACUGCGCCCCGCUCCUCUCCCUGUCCUUGAGUUCACACUUUUCCAGGCCCGCUCUCUUUAUGGAGGCUGCUGCACCAGCAGCGUCUCUGUGCGGCUGGUUUUGUGCAUCUUCCUGCCGGAUCCCGAGGCACAGAUGAGCGUGAAGGAGAGAGGCAGCAGAAAGCGCCGGGGAUGCUGAAUGCUGGGGGGCAGCUGGAUAAAGGCAACAGCCUGAGCUGGGACCCUGGUGUGGCAGGAGUUCUUGGCUGCAUAGCCCCAUCUCCGGAGGGUCCCUUGGCGCCAGAGCCUACCAGCCGCUGGGAUGGUGGUUUUCCUCGGCAGAAACCUCCCCUCCCUCCUGACUCUGUUUAAGAAGAAAGGCUCUGCCAAGGCUGAGAACAACAAGAGGCUGAAUGUCCAGUACAAGGCGGGAGAGGAGCGGCCCGACAAUGUCUUCUUCCCCAGCAGCCGCCCGCCGCACCUGGAAGAGCUGCACAACCAGGCUCAGGCAGGACUCAAAUCUCUGCAGCACCAAGAAAAACAAAAACAGACCAGAAGCGGCUGGGACCACGGAGACAGCAACAGCAUCCAGUCUUCCCACACCUCUGCGGAGGACGAUGAGAUUUCCUUCCGAAGCAGGACCCAGUCAUGCACGACAGAGAAUGCCUCCGAGGACGCCCUCUCUAUCCGCUCGGAGAUGAUCCAGAGGAAAGGUUCCACCUUCCGGCCUCACGACUCCUUCCCCAAAUCCUCGGAGAAGGCAGGGAAGAGGAGGAAGGAGAGGAGGACAACGGUUCUGGGCAUCCCCCAGCAUGUCCAGAAGGAGCUGGGUCUGAGAAACAGUCACGAGCCGAGGAAACGCCCUGGCAGCGUUUCCCCCAGAGAUGACCCCAGGCUGGCUGGGAGCCCCCACAGCCCGGCAUCCCUGCCGGUGGUGAAUGGCGGCGAGGCCGACGGUGACAUGAUCCACGUCCCCACCAUCAAUGGAAACCUGCAGCCCCCGCUGGCCCCCAAGGGCGGCGCCCGUGUAUCCCUGCAAGCCCUGGAGGAGGCCGAGUCAGACGCAGCCAUCCAGAGGCACAUCAACCGUGUCUACUACGAUGACUCGCUGCUGGGGAGGAGGACGGCAGCCAAGCUGUCUCCCUUGCUGAGGCCGAAGUCACUGGCUGUGCCGGGCAUGACCACCAACCCCAGCCCUCCCCCGGAGCUGCUGGGCCCUGUUAUGUCCAUUUCCCCCCAGGCCACCUACAUGUCCAAGAUCAUUCCCAACGCCGUCCUGCCCCCCAUGGUGGACGUCAUCGCGCUGAGCAGGAGCAGCGUGCGGACGCUGAGCCGCUGCAGCCUGGUUUCCUCCAGCCCGGCCUCAGUCCGCUCCCUCGCCCGCUUCUCGGAGCCCAGUGCCCGCAGCCGGGAGCACUCCUCCUCCAGCGACAACUGGAGCCACUCCCAGUCCACGGAGACCAUCGUGUCCGACAGCUCCACCAUCUCCUCGCAGGGCGGCUCCGACAGCAGGAAGUGGGAGGCCGGGCCACCCAGCGAGGCGGAUACGGCAGGCCGGUCCGACACAGACCAGCUCAGUGUCUACAGUGCCGUGAGCUGCACCAACUCCUGUUCCAAGGCCAGGCCUGUCUACACGGCCCACGGCCUGCUGGCAGUGGGGCCGGGGGGCAGCAGCGGCAGGGCCUCACCUGCGUACAGCACCAGCAGCAUGGCGGACGGCUCGGACACCGUGAGCGUGAGGAGCGACCGCUCUUCCACACGCAGCGUAUCCCUCAGGAAGAUGAAGAAGCCGCCGGCGCCCCCCAGGAGGACCCACUCCCUGCACCAAAAGGCUCAGCAGAGGCAGCAGGUGGUGGGCGAGGGGGGACAGAAAGUGCUGGGCCUGCCCCCUAAGCCAGAUCCCAGACACCAGCGUGAGCCGUGGACACCGCACCUGGAGAAUCAGAGCCCCCUGGCCGAGGACGAGGUUUUCUCGCCCUGCUCGCUGAGCGAGACGAGCAGCAUCCGCUCCGACAGCCUGGCCUACUCGGCCGACGCCAGCUCCCCCGACGUGUCCCAGUGCAGCCCGGUGCCGGGGGAGAAGCUCCGGAGGGAGGUGGAGGGGGUGGCCGUCAUCCUCAGGGAGCAGCAGGCCACCCCCAGGCAGAGCUCCCCCGAGGGAUUCAAGCGCACCAUGUCGCCCUCCAGUGGCUACUCGAGUCAGAGCGGCACCCCCACCCUCCCCACCAAAGGGCUUGGCCCUCACGCCUCAUCUCCAGGAAAGAGGAGGCCCCAGCCAAAGAAACCGGAGAGGGUCUGCUCGCUGCAGUCUCCUGCGCUGUCCAUCUCCUCCUCACUGACAUCCUUAUCUUCCUCCACCUCCGACCCAGCCCCUGCAGAGACCGUGGCACCCCCAGCUGGCCCGGCCCUUUCCUGGCAGAGUAGAAUGGACAGGUUUAUUAUUCCUCCUCACCCCAAGGUGCCGGCCCCUAUCUCCCCCCCGCCCACCAAGCCCCGGCAGGCAGCGCCUUCUGCCAGCCCCGCUGUCUCCUCCCCUGCCCCAAGCACGGCCAGCGAGAAGUCCAGCAGCAGGUCACCCCCUCCAUCUCCUCCACCUCCCUACCAUCCUCCUCCACCACCAGUGAAAAAGGCUGAGACAAGUCCAGAAGCCCCCCACUCAGAGACUACCCGGGAGGCGCCUCAGGACCCUUCGUGGCCCCCACCUCCUCCCCCAGCGCUGGACGAACAGGAUCUGUCCAUGGCGGACUUCCCUCCCCCAGACGAGGCCGGCUUCUCCACCCUGCCGGAGCCGCUCCCAGUCACCGGAACCGCAGUGUCUUCUUCCGUUGCAGCCCAGCCAGUGCCCACGGGCUCAGAGCAGCCGGCCAGCCCCAAAGCAGCACCCACAGGGGAUGGUCCAGGGGCAGCCGCGCUUGCAUUCUCCGCCAAAGUCUCCUCAAGGACUCAGCAGCAACAGGGCCCCUUGGCUGGGUCAACACUGCCAGCUCCCGCUGCGGAGUUGCCCACGCCCCCCGCCAUGCCCCCAUCAGCCGGAGCAACGCCUGGCUUGCAGCCUAGCCAGGCCAAUCCUGCGGUGCCUGCAGCCCCACCUCCGGCACCUGCGGCUCCAGCCCCGCCCACAGCUCUGCAGCCUCAAGCAAGCCUUAAGAAGACAGCGAAUGGCUCCCGGCUGGAUCCUAAGAAGGAGCCUGUCUCUCGCAGUAAGAGCAACCCCACGCCAAAGGAGGACGCAAACCUCCCCAUCGUCACUCCCUCCCUGCUGCAGAUGGUGCGCCUGCGCUCGGUCAACGUGGAUGGGCAUGCGCCGGCCGGCCCGGGCAAGCAGCCGCCUGGCCAGAACGGACAGGGCGCCGAUGGCGUAGGGAAGCAGCCUCAGCAGGUCCCCCAGAAACCCCUCCGCAAGUCCCUGUCCCUGCGGCAGUCCCCUUCUUCCAAAGACACCGUGCCUUCGAACCAGCUGCAAAAUGCCGUACGGCUGAAGACUUCCCCCUUGUCCUCCAGAGAUGCCCCGACCUCCAGACUGGCGGACUGGACCAACGGCAACAAGCUUACUCUCCCAGGCCACUCAGCCUCUAGCUCGGAGCCCACCGCUGGGGAUGCCAAGGACGGCCAGGUGUCCCCCAUCCACAAAUCACCUGCCUCCACCGCCAGCUUCAUCUUCGCCAAGAGCUCCAAGAAGCUGGUCAUAGAGACCCCAUCUUCCCCAGAGGCCCAGGCCGACCUGAAGAGGAACUUGGUAGCUGAGCUGAUGAAUUUUGCCGGGCAGCGCUCCACAGUCCCAACAAUGUCCCAGCAGGGCCAGGUGCUCCCUGGCAAGCCACAAGCACAGAGGAAGUCCAGCAAGGUCCCACCUCCCAUAGCCAGGAAGCCUUCGCUUGGCAUGGGGCAGCCUCCGUCACCUAUGAGCCCAAAGCCGCAGGGGGAGGAAGUGCUGAACUGUUCCCUACCAGACUGUAAAGCAAAGGCUCCCUCGGCAGAAGAGAACAGGAUUAAGAGCGAACUGUCUGUGAACGCGGCCCCCCAAGCCGACAGCAGCAGAGCCGGGCACCUGGCAGGCCCAGAGACUCCCCCUGCAUAAGACAAACGGGAAGAGACAGCCUGAAGGAUGAAGCUGCGUGCUUGUGCCCCGACCUACAGGAAUACAAAUCUCUCUCAGGGACCUGAGCAGGUGAAAGGAUGAGCGUGGAGCUGGCACAACUGACUGAGUAAAAGGAAGCAAACAGCCUUAGCCUCUGAUGGCCUUGAUGAUAUUUAUGCAAAAACUGGUGUUGGUUUCACUUUCUUCAAUAAUACAGCUUUAUUUUGCAUUUAAAAAAAAAACCAAACCACCGAAGCCCAGUCCUGGAGUCCGGCGCCUUGCCCUUCACCUGUUGGAUUUGCUGGUUGUGUUUGUGCAGGAGGGAAGGCUGCAGAGAAGCCGCUGCGAGGAAUGUGGGGCGGUGUUCUUAUAAGACCACGCUGCACCACCUGAAGCACGGCCUCUUGGCCGGGACGGGGGGCAGCAUGGGUGGGGAGAAGACCUGGCUGUGGGCUUGUUUUUCCACAGCGUGGAGGAUCGGCUCUAUUCUGUACACCUGAGACGGCACAAAAUCAAAGCACUUCUUAAAAAGAAGCUGAAGGCGCGUCCCGAAUGCUAUGGACUUCAUGUCUGACGCAUAGCUGGCUGGCCAAGGAGUUCCUCUGCCGGCUUUGCUGCAUGGGCUCUUCUCUCGGGUUCCAGGACACGCACCGUGUAGUGCUAGAUAUGCCCCUGACUGGCUUUGGAAAGGCACAGCACCAGGCCUGAGGCACAUAGAGGCUGGCAGCAGCUUGGCCUAGGUGCAGUAAAGGCCUCUGUCUUGCUGGGUGCCCGCCCCGGGCUCAAGGACCACUUCAGUGACAAUGUGCAGGGGCGUGAGUCUGUGCUGAAUAGGCCCUGGCUGCGAGUGGAGGGGACAUGGGGCCCAGGCUGCUAAAGACCUCAGAGCUGUUACAGCAGACAAGUCAAGUAGCCCAGGCCAAGCCCCCUCCUGCGUCAGGCUGCCUGCUGUCCCAUCUCUCUCUAGGGCUGUUACAGGACAGUGGGCAGGCGAGGCCAUGAUGCGUGAGCCAGGCCGCCGGUGCUCGGGAGUGGGGGCUCCCCACCUCUACUGCUCUGGCAGGGGAGGUGUUCAUUCCCUGGGGCCCGUGGUAGUGCGUAAGCACCACAAGGGACUGCCCCCUGCCAGACAAGCCUCCUCCCACCCCCCCACGCAGCUGGGCAAAGGAGCUACCCGAAGGCAGUACUGGGACCCUGCCUGACGGGCUCUACUGGCAGGGCAGUCCCUUGGUGGUGCUGGGCUCUGAGAACGGGGGAGGGGAAGGCCAGCAAGGGCUCCUUGGGAAGUUCUUUUUGAGGGCAGGGAGAAGCAGGGCUUAGGAGGAUCCCUCGGCCAGUCCUGGGGGUGCUGAACAAGUCAGGCUCACGCUGCCUCAUGUUACAUGCUGCUGCGGCCCAAGCUACAGUGUUACUAGCCGAGGAGCUGGAAAGGGAUUUACAGCCACCUAGCAGCCAAGCAAGCGGUUAAUCAGGCCGGCAGCCUGCAAUGCCCCUGCCUCAGGGCCCAGCAAAGUGGCUAUUAGCCACAAGUGGCCCCUGAGGUGAGCGUUCAGCCCCUUUUUCUUUGGCCUGUUUGAAAGCACAAGCCCCAAGCCGCUGCCCUGUGAGUCCGGAGUGCUAGGCAGGAAUCAGUCACUGCCUGUGCUUACCCUUGAACUGCAACCAGCCAGGACCUGUCUGGGACAGGAGGAAGGGCUUCCCCCCACCUUGCCAGCCUUCUGGAUCCCAGGGAGGAGAAUCUGGACUCUGAGGCCAGGCCAUAGGGGUCGCUCCAAGCUCCAUAACCUCCCCCCUGAGAGAUUCCACUCCCCUCAUGCUCUGUAAUUUCAGAGCUGUGCCCCCAUCCCAGCCAGGCCCUGUGUGUACACAGACAGCCCAUGGGAGGGAGGAGAGGUGAGACGCUUUUCAGAUGCCCUGUAGCAGGGAAUGACACUGGAUGCAGCAUUAAAUGAGACCAAAAGCCUGAGUUUUACAUUCAUCCCUGGUCCCUAGAGCCAGGCACCUUGAUUUCUCUUUCUUUAAACGUGGGGUCAUGCUUUGAUUUCCUUGAUUGUAAAAACCGUCUGCCUUGAGAAGAUGCAGAGUAACCGUUACAAGCUCUGUGUCUUUGGUUAAAGAUGAUGAUUGAAA
Trachemys scripta elegans is the source of this 7908-nucleotide messenger RNA. RefSeq names its product KIAA1522 ortholog (gene NHSL3). NCBI's taxonomy places the organism in Eukaryota, Metazoa, Chordata, Testudines, Emydidae. Bases 2023 to 5778 code for a protein of 1251 amino acids. Gene Ontology annotation, biological process: cell differentiation. The record is from RefSeq and is a predicted model, not a curated record. The transcript has 7 exons.